This is a messenger RNA of Orussus abietinus, 3966 nucleotides long. RefSeq names its product muscle M-line assembly protein unc-89 (gene MnM). NCBI's taxonomy places the organism in Eukaryota, Metazoa, Arthropoda, Insecta, Hymenoptera, Orussidae. The transcript is spliced from 8 exons. Gene Ontology annotation, molecular function: protein binding. The record is from RefSeq and is a predicted model, not a curated record. Bases 10 to 3966 code for a protein of 1318 amino acids.
GCCAUCCCCAUGGGCAACGCUCCAACCAAGGCCCCGGGCUUCGCGAGGAGUCCCGCCUCCUCCGACGCCUCCAAGCGGGUCCACUGGGACGGCCCAGGGCUGCCGACUGCCCCGGGGAAGCCUCGGCUGGUCCAGGGCACGGAGGAGUCUCGGCCGGACGCGGUGACCAUCCGCUGGGAGCGGUCUACCAGCAACGGGGGGUCCGCGAUCACGGGAUACCUGGUGGAGCAUCGACGAAUGGGCUCCCCGUCCUGGGAGAGGUCAUCUCCGGGGCUCUGCGGGUUCCCGGAGUUGACCUUCGGCGGUCUAGAACCAGGCUGGCGAUACCAGUUCAGGGUCAGGGCGAGGAACGCCCUGGGCUUUUCGCAGCCCAGCGAGCUCUCGGACCCCCUGGCGGUGACCCUGAGGAGGACCUCGAUUUCGGCGAGCUCGGCCUGCGCGCCGGCCUUCGACAACGAGCUCCAGGACACCGUGGCCCUGGAGAACGAGCAGGCGGAGUUCGCGGUCAGCUUCCGCGGCAAUCCCAGCCCCAAGGUGUCCUGGUUCAAGAACGGCUUCGAGAUCUUCAGCAGCCGCAGGACGAGGAUUCUGACGGAGAACGGCAGGAGCACCCUGCUCAUCCGUCAGACGGUGUCCAGCGACGAGGGCGAGGUCAAGUGCACCGCCACCAACAGACUGGGUCACGCCGCCACCAGGGCCAGGCUCGUUCUCGAGGCACCCCCACGAAUACGACUACCACGCCAGUACGAAGACGGUCUCCUUUUCGAGCAGGACGAGACCGUGAGGUUGAAGGUGUCCCUGGCGGGCCGACCGCCGCCCACCGUCACCUGGUACCACGACGGCGAGCCGAUCCCCGCCGGGGACCAGAGGAGACACCUGGAGCUCGCCGAAGGGGAGUGCACCCUCAGGAUACCCGCCGCCAAACGCUCCGACCGCGGGGAGUACGCGGUCCGAGCCGUCAACAGGCUCGGCGAGGACCUCGUUUCCUUCCUCGUCACCGUCACAGACCGGCCAUCGGCUCCUGGGAAGGCUUCGGUCGCGAUGACCCUCGGGAGAUCGGUCACCCUCUCCUGGAAGGAGCCGGAGGAUGACGGAGGCUGCAAGAUCGGCACCUACAUCGUCGAGUACAACAGGGUUGGCUGGGACGUCUGGCUGAAGGCUGCGACCUGUCGGCAGACCACGACCACCCUGGGCGAACUGAUCGAAGGAUCGGAGUACAGGUUCAGAGUCAAGGCCGAAAAUCCCUACGGGGUGAGCGACCCUGGGGAGCCCAGCGACAUCGUCUUCGUUCCUGACCUCAGAAGGGGGAUAACAUCCCCAUUGAGAGGAAAAUCUCGCAGCGACCACGACAUCGGCGCCAUGGCAGGAAACACAGGACCUCGAGAGAAACGCGAGGUCAAGUUCGCCGAACCCGCCCCCCGGACGAGGUCCCUGACCCGAGAAAAGACCAGAUACGACGAGGAAGGUGUCCGAAGAGCAGUCAGCCCGGAAUGGCCCUCGAACCGACAGGGACUUCCUGCCGGAAGUGGCAGGCUCUCCAGGUCGGACAAAGCUACGGUGACCUUCGCCGACACCGUCGAAACUCGAGGAAGACCCUCCAGGUCUGUGGAGAGGAACUCCAGGAGUGUCUCCAAAAUCCCUCGGGUGGAAAUCGAGGAACCAGAUUUGGGACCAAAGGAACACAUCCCCAGAGUGGUACCAAAAAUGGACGGACGAACAACUCCCACGAGUCAUCCGAUAGUUUCUUCAGCUUCCGGAUUGGCUGGGACCAAAGUCGCGCUAAGGGCGAGCAUUGAAAUCCCUCGUCCGACCUCGCCAUUGCCGGGACCGAAAAUGGCACCACUUGCGACCCCCGAAGAGGAUACCGCGCUGCGCGGCAGCUCGGAGUUCGUGCUCGUCCUGUACCCCGAUGAGGAGAAACGGGACAUCGACAAGGAAGCAACCUCGAGUCAAUCUAUGGUACUGCCGCUAAUUGCAAUUACCUUUGUAGAGACCGACUCCACAAAGGCGGCGGUAGCGCCAGGAAUCCUGGAGGACGCCGAGGACGAGGACCUGGUGCCUCCUCCGAUGUCCGUGUCCCUUCCGGAGCUCUUCAGCACGGACCACAGGGUCGUCGAGACCCUGCGGGAGGCGGUGAGCUCGACGGAGCUGCUUCACGAGCGAGCGAUGGAGCGAUUCUACCGAGCAGUCGCCCUGGAGGAGGCCGAGCUGGCGAAGCGGAAGGCGAAGACCGAAAGACGCACCGGAGAACUCGCAACAACCCCGGACACCCCUUCAAGAAUCCGCGCUGUAGACUUCCCAGGAAGAAGGAGACCACCCCACGGAGUCGAAGGAGAGAGAAUACUACCACCAAAAAAGGUGGACCGAAGAAGAUCGAGCGAGGGCCAAGCCGAUACGUCGACCUUGAUGACGAAAAUGGGUCUGUCCAAACUGCGCACAGGAGCGCUUCCAGAAAUCGCCUCCGACCCGAACUUGCUGGGGAACGAGGAGGUGGCCACCACGGCGGAGUCCCUGGAAAUGGGGAAUCCCGAAGGACUCCGCCACUGGAACGACCUCAGCAUGGCAACGGAGACCCUGGAGUUCGUUCGCGAGACCCCGGGAUCGAUCUUCGAAGGCGGGAAGGCGAAGCCUGUGGAGAACUUCCACGAAGAGGAAGAGGAGCUGGAGGAGGAGGAAGAAGAGGAAGACCUGGAGGAGGAGGAAGAGGAGGAGGAGGACGAAGAUCAGGCUGAAAGCGACAGUAGCGAGGACCUUAGGCAGCUGAAGGCCAGGAUACUGGCCAGGCCUAUUUUGGACGAAGAAGACACGUAUCAUCCAAGGGGAAGACCGAUACUCCGGAGCAGCGAAGAACCACUUCCGGUGGGAUUGUCUCCGGAAGCGCCCUCUUCCCCGGUACCGACGUCGCCGACCAACCUGGCCCCGAAGUCGAUCCUGAAGAAACGGACCGAGUCGGAGCCGGUCCCGGUGAACCGAUUCGGCAGACCCAUUCCCCCGGAAAAGCCGAUCCGGAAGCUGCCCCCGACGACUUCGACUCCUUCUGCGGAUCUUCCUCCGCCUUCUCCGCCUCCUCCACCUUCUCCACCCCCAACGACGGAUGUCAUAUCCGAGGCGGAGAUGGAGAACGUUGCCAGCGUCCUCAACGCCGGGGCCGCGGCUCAGGUCGCCAGGGACCGCCGGAAACAGUCCUUGCUUUUGAGGCAGGCUUCCUCUGCCGAAGAAGAACUCGAAGCACGCCUAGCUGUUGUGGAUCACUACACGGAGAUAGUCAGAGAGCACUCUUCGGCCUCUAGAGUCCCCCUGGCGAAGAGGGACCGACCGGAGACCCUGGAGAACAAGGUGCAGGCCGGUACCAACGCGAACGUCGGUCUCACCGGCAACUCCGUUAGCCUUCCCGAAAAGAAAAACGACAUUAUCGCUCACCAGAGAGUGGCAAAGACGAUCGAAGCGAACAAACCCGAGGACGUCGAGAAAAGAUCUCGAAAGAAGGCGAGGUCGAAAGCUGCGCCGUCGAAGGCGACACAGGAAGUCGCGCCGUUGAAGCCGACGCCGGAAGUCGCGCCUACUCCCAGGCGGUCUUCUUCAAGGAGUCGUGCAGGGAGCAGAAGUCGAGCCGGAAGUAAAACUCGAGCCGAAAGUAAAACUCGAGCCGAGAGCCAAAGUCGGACCGGAAGUCGGGCAACUUCGCGAGAAAGGCCGAGGGAGAGGUCCAGGUCGAGGAAACGAGAAGAAGUCGAGGCGAUCCCGGACGCCAAAAUGGCGGCCGUUGCGCAGCGCAACGUCCGCUCGGCUUUCGGCUUUAUGACGGAUCUCACACUUCUCGGGGCCGCCGGUUACAUGUACGUGCAGGGUAACGAGAUACUUGCCAUCCCGAUUAUCGGGCUGCUGAUGUACAGGCAGAUUCGGGACGGAAUCAGCGCCAGAUUGGCGGGGAAACGAGGUGGACGUCGAUGGCCGGUCGGAAAGUGA